Drosophila eugracilis is the source of this 698-nucleotide messenger RNA. RefSeq lists its product as uncharacterized. The record is from RefSeq and is a predicted model, not a curated record. The transcript has a single exon. NCBI's taxonomy places the organism in Eukaryota, Metazoa, Arthropoda, Insecta, Diptera, Drosophilidae. The coding region runs from base 497 to 691 and encodes 64 amino acids.
AAAAUAAAGUUGAUUAAUGUUAAAGGAAAUGUCUGUCAUGGGAUAUAGUUGCAGUCCAGUUCUUAAAUCUGAAGUGUCUACAGAGACUAUUAAAUGCUGAUCAAAAAACCGAUAAUAUUCCAGGGUCAGGGCUCUUUAUUACAAAAAUCUAACACAACAUCGGUUUAUGCAUAGAUAGUAAUGCAUGAAAAGUAAUUCCGAAUUAUUCCUAACUUUGCUCCCCACCAUUUUAUUCUCUAACAGGCUGUAUUUAGUUGCAGAUAAGCUUUCACAGCUUGUAUUAGCUUUAGAUAGAUAUCCACCAAGCUCAGUCCAUAUGUAUAUGUUGUCUAUCUAUGGGCACUCCCAUGAAAUUGUCACCCUUGGUUCGUUUUACGCCCCACUGAGCGCCGAUCGAAUCAAUUAAAUGCAAACUGCCCAAUUUAAUUGAAAAUCAGUCGAAAUCAGUAGCACUCUCCAAGCGGUUGUGUGGUGGUCCAAAAAAACGGAAAAUAUAAUGUUGGAAGAUCAAGAUAAAUCACAAAUGGCUAAUCGAUCGACAGGAUACGCCCUGAAACGUAGAAAAGAUCGUUUUGUGGUGGAGGCAAUCGUGGGAAUCGUGAAUCCAGCCUACGAACCUGAUCUGGGUGGAGAUAAAUCCUCCAUCAGUGGCAUCAAUAGAAAAUGGCGAGUACAGAUGAUGGCUUACUAACAGAUCA